AUGGAAAAGCUGCUCGCCGUAGUGUGUGUUUCAAGCCUUCUUCUAGCCGCUCUUGCGGACGAUGCCUCCUCCCGAUCUUCUCUUCAGUACCCCUCCCUGGACAGUCUACAAGGUCGUGUUCUAGGUCGCAAAGGCCGAGAAGAGCCAGCACACCACCAUUACCGGCGUGAAGGCGAGCACGAGCAGCAUCAUGAGGUUGUACCUAUGGGAGUGGAGAGUGCUGAAGAGAGGAAGAAGGCAGGCUGGAGGAACGAGGACGAGGACGCGGUUGCGACGGAAGGGUUGAUCUCCAGCGCGGACUACAGCGGUGUGGCCAUGCACGGCCACAGCUCCCUGCCGGCGCACAAAAAGCACCCCAAACCAUAG
Molecule: messenger RNA, 366 nt
Organism: Triticum turgidum subsp. durum (durum wheat)
Lineage: Eukaryota; Viridiplantae; Streptophyta; Magnoliopsida; Poales; Poaceae
Source: the annotation of a GenBank genome assembly